Messenger RNA from Xylona heveae TC161, 1270 nucleotides. RefSeq lists its product as hypothetical. The record is from RefSeq and is a predicted model, not a curated record. Gene Ontology annotation, biological process: maturation of SSU-rRNA from tricistronic rRNA transcript (SSU-rRNA, 5.8S rRNA, LSU-rRNA). The transcript has 2 exons. Bases 56 to 826 code for a protein of 256 amino acids. Gene Ontology annotation, cellular component: nucleolus; preribosome, small subunit precursor. NCBI's taxonomy places the organism in Eukaryota, Fungi, Ascomycota, Xylonomycetes, Xylonales, Xylonaceae.
GGAAGGGGUCACAUCACUCAAAUAAAUUUCUUUGAACACAUUCGCAGUUAAAACAAUGAGUUUCAUCCAGAAGAAUAAAGGCCCACAGCACAGAUUGCCCAAAUCUAAUCGGGAUCGGAAAGUCCUGGAGUCAAGUCGUGAGAUCCAGCGACAUGUUUCUGUCAAUGGCUUGAAGAAAAAAAUUCGUGAUGUGUCAAGGCUCCUGGAACGCUCGGAGAACCUCCGCGCAGAUAUACGCAUAGAAUAUGAGCGGGCCUUGGCAGCCUCCAAACAUGAAUUGGCGACUGCGGAGGCUGACCGAAGGCGUCAAAAGAUGAUCAAGAAAUACCAUAUGGUUCGCUUCUUUGAACGCCAAAAAGCAACUCGAAUUUUGAAGAAGCUCCAACGUCGCCUUGCAGUCGCUGCUUCGACAUCAGAUGCGGAGGCCCUGAAAGCCGAAAUCCACACAGCAGAGGUGGACUUAAAUUACACACUCUUUUACCCUCUCGAUCAAAAAUACACGAGUCUCUACGCCGGAAAAGAUAUAACAUCGGCUGAGAACAGCAUGACGCAAGGCAUUGAAGGUCGUCAAAACGGGCCCAUGUGGAGAGAAAUAGAGAGACGAAUGGGAGAGGGUUCCCUGGAUGAGCUUCGCAACGGAUCUCGUAAAGAGAUAGGCCAAUCAAAAAGCAGAAAAAUUGCUUCCGGGCCUGUUCGCGAGGAGAAACGCAAGAGAACGGACAAUAUCAGCGAGUUGGCAAACCGGAAGGAGACCUCUCUGAACGCAAGUGAUACACGGCAGGAAGGCUCGGCGGAGGAAAGCGAUGGUGGUUUCUUCGAAGAAUGAAGGAGACCAGUCAUUAGCUUUUGAAACUGUUGUUGCUUACUAUUUCCAUUCGCGAGCAUUAUCCUCGGCGUUUUCGGUGUUCAUCAUUCGCGUCUUCGUCGAGGACUCCAGGGUUCUGACUUGACUGGUUCACAUAAUUGGUUGCGUGGGUGGAAUACUUAUACUCAUAGCUUUUACGUCUUUCUUAAACGAAUCUCAUUUAAUCUUCGUAGAACUUGUCAAUGUUAAAUUUUUGAAAAAAUUAUUGGUGGAAUAUUGGAUCGUUCGACGACCGAUUCUCGUUUCAAGUUGACAGCUUCAUUCCUCGUGGGUCUCUCUUAGAAUUCUUUCGCGCAAUAAAUGGUUUAUAUUCUAAUUUACAGCAUCCAAAAAUCUGAACACGAGCAAUGCAUCAUGACCACUCAAGCGUAAAUUUCGUAAAUGUAUGUGAGACAGAAAAACUGG